Caenorhabditis elegans is the source of this 1718-nucleotide messenger RNA. It is a transcript of the gene npr-38, whose product is annotated as G-protein coupled receptors family 1 profile domain-containing protein. Gene Ontology annotation, molecular function: G protein-coupled peptide receptor activity; G protein-coupled receptor activity. Gene Ontology annotation, biological process: G protein-coupled receptor signaling pathway; signal transduction. Bases 52 to 1203 code for a protein of 383 amino acids. The transcript is spliced from 11 exons. Gene Ontology annotation, cellular component: membrane. The record is from RefSeq and is marked reviewed. NCBI's taxonomy places the organism in Eukaryota, Metazoa, Nematoda, Chromadorea, Rhabditida, Rhabditidae.
AGAAUGGGAGGCGAUGACAUACAAAGAAUACUCGCAUUGAGUUGUGAGUACAUGUUCCCAUUCUUGGCAAUACUGGGUGUUUUUGGUAAUUCUAUCACAUUAUUUGUCUUGCUUAGUAGAUCAAUGAGAAACAGCACAAAUGAAAUGCUGGCGGCAGCAGCUUUUAGUGACAUCCUCUACAUUAUUUGUAUGGUUCCAAAUCAGUUGAGUCGUUGGCCGUCAAUGGUUCUUUCCGACUGUCCCGAUAACCCAGAGAGAAAAUGUGCAUCGGAAUAUCACAUGUGGUUUGCAGUUCACAAACAUCAUCUAGCUUUUCUUGCAAACUGGUUUUCUGCGGCUAGCACUUGGUUCAUUGUGACGGUAUCAUUUGACCGACUAUACGCGAUAAAGGCUCCAUUUUCUGCUCGACUGCAAACAAUUUGCCCAAGACAUAACCUUGUUGCGAUUCCACUAAUCCUUUUCUUCACGGGUGCAAGCUGCUUUCAUAUGAAUUUCAAACUGCUUGAUGACCAUGCAGGCUCUGGAAAUUUUACGAAUUCAACGAUGGAAAAUAUUGAAGAUAACAGAAUCACUUUGAUCCAAGUAAUGACAGUUUUCAUGUUCAUCUUCCACAUUCUGAUCCCAAUGAUUCUUUUAAUAUCAUUUCAUACUUGCUUGCUGUAUUAUCUUCGUAACCGAUUUAGGCACUUCUUUCCGGCUCGAACAAGAAGUGCAAGAAACUCGACAAGAUCCGAUGACGUCCCUGCUCCACUUUUAUCCAACGUAACCGAUCGAUCGGAAGUAGUGCGACAUCAUUCUUCUAACAGUGGUGUUUGGAAUCGCCAUGUGAACAAAGCCGAACGUCAUGUAACUUAUACGGUCAUAGCAAUUGUCACAUGCUACAUUGUUUCACAUAUUCCAUCUGCAUGCCUAUAUGUUUACAUCAACCUGUUUCAUAACGUUCUUUACUCAACAAGAUGGAUGUACACAAGUGUUCAAGUUUCCACAACCGUUGUCACAUGCUCCAAAGUUGCAAAUUUCAUACUUUUUUGCAUGAGCAGUAAACAUUUUCGCAAAGAAAUGAAAAAGAAGUUGUGCUUUCUGUCGUGCAAAUACAAAGAUGGAAUCAGUGGAAAAGAUAGUGCAAAUCAGCCGAGAACAAGAUUCAGAUCCCUCCCUCUGAACAUCAUUGGCGAUUCAAGUAACAACUGUUCUCACGAUUGAAUGCGGCGUUCCAUUUAUGUCAUUUUCUCAAAAAAUGCAUUAGACUUUAAGAAAUUAGGCCGGAAAUUGUUUUAAUUGGAUCUAAACAUAUCAGUUAACUGCGAGAUGUGUGACAACUAUUUUCCCAACACCUUUUGUUUAGGAAUAGUAUUAGAUUUGAGAUUUUUUAAAUGAUCAAAUAUAUUAACGUUUUGUUCAAUUGUUAAAACUAAAUAGAAUAUUAAACUUCACCGACAUUUCACAGAACGUGAAAUCUAAAACUAUACUUAAGACAUAGUUAUCUCAAUAUAGAAACACGAUCUUUUUCACUCUUUCAACUGGUUUCAUAUUUUUGUUCAUACGGAUUUUUAAAAAUUUUACAUACCUUUGAUGUUGAACUGUAUCCGAAUGUUUAAUUCUCUUUUCUUUCCAUUUGGUUUUAUUUUGUAAGACCACAUCAUAUUGCUGAUAAGUUAUAUUUCCAUUUAAUUGUUUUCUUAAAAAAAUAAAAAUAAAACUUUUUUGUACAGUUCCAU